AUUCAGUAGUUUUUAUGCAAUUACCUGCAUCUAUAGUAGAGGGAAAAUAAAUACAGAUAGAGUUAAAGAAAAAAACAUGGAAAAUGGAAGGAGGCAAACGACACGAAAGAGGCCCAUUAAUAGCUAUUACACUAACAGCGAGCAGAACUCACAGCGUGUUAAUUUUAGCAAUUGGCCAUAUCGUGAAAAAGUUGCACUGCUAAAAGCUCUGAAAAAAUAUGGUCAUUAUGAUAUGGUAAACGUGUGCAAGGCUGUACCUGGCAAGAGCAAGGAUCAGAUAAAGGCAGCAAUUGAUAUGUGGUGGAAGGCAGCACGUGUUGCAAUGCUGGCUUCAGCUGGUGACAAGCAGAGCAGGGAUGGGCUGAAACAUGUACCUAAGAGGGGGAAGGGUAGACCAUCAGGGUCUUCAAAAGGUUUCUCUACAGAGAAGGCUCCUAUUGAUCAGUGGCUACAUAAGUUGGAGGAGAGUCAGCCUGCAUGCAGCUGUUCUGAAACAAAGCUUCUACAAAAAGCACUUCUCUACAUCUCCAAAUAUGAAAAUCAUCCAUCACCACAAAAGUGUAAUGGAGUAGAUUACAGAGCAAUGUAUGAAUACCUGUACUGCAUGCUGAGUGGAUACCCAGGGAAGACGCUGAACCCUGAAACUGCAGCAUAUGUCCUUGACAGUCUUAAUGACUUGGCAUUGGAGAUUCGAGAGAGAGGAAUGCAGAAAGAGACAUUCUUCUUAGAUGUUGUCCAGAGAAUUUAUGGUCAGCUUCGUCAGUAUGCAGGAAAGACAAAGACAGAGUCUGAUUUAGAACCCACCUCACCAGAAGCAGCCUUUAAGAACUUCAUGAAAACAGUGGGUGUAAACCCACUGAAUAUACCCAUGAGUCUGCUGAAGAAAUAGAAGGUCAUGCUGGUCACUGUGAGAAAAAGUUGCAUUUCUGUCGCACUGACAAUGCAUUUCUGAAGUGGUGCCUGUUUUCGUUUUUAAUGAUUAUUUAUUUAUUAUAAGUAUACUGAUACAGUAAUUUCUAAGAAUAAGAACUAUGAACCAUUCUGCUAUGAUUUGAAACUGUCUGAUCUUAUGUAAAGAAAAUACAGAAUACAGUCAUGUGAUUGAGUGACUAUAGAUGGGGUUUGAAUUGGUAACUGGAUUUAUUGAAUUGAAUCUAAGGAAUAUUAAAUGACUUUGCAGUGGAGAAAGUUGCACUGCAAGAAAUUCAGUUUGUACUCUUCAUCAAAGACUGUAAAA
This is a messenger RNA of Cryptotermes secundus, 1237 nucleotides long. RefSeq lists its product as uncharacterized. Gene Ontology annotation, biological process: snRNA transcription. NCBI's taxonomy places the organism in Eukaryota, Metazoa, Arthropoda, Insecta, Blattodea, Kalotermitidae. Gene Ontology annotation, cellular component: nuclear body. The record is from RefSeq and is a predicted model, not a curated record. Bases 77 to 889 code for a protein of 270 amino acids. Gene Ontology annotation, molecular function: RNA polymerase II general transcription initiation factor activity. The transcript has 4 exons.